Molecule: messenger RNA, 783 nt
Organism: Hyla sarda
Lineage: Eukaryota; Metazoa; Chordata; Amphibia; Anura; Hylidae
Product: indolethylamine N-methyltransferase-like
Exons: 3
Coding region: 1-783 (260 amino acids)
Cellular component (GO): cytosol
Molecular function (GO): N-methyltransferase activity
Source: RefSeq, a predicted model, not a curated record
AUGGAUUCCGGCUCCCAUAAGAUCUAUCAUGUACAUGGAUUUGAUUCCAGACAAGGUUUGGAAGAUUAUUUUUCAGAUAAACCUGAUAUGGUCUUUGCAGAGGAUUCCUUGAUGUUUCCCAUUGAAAAUCUUACAAAAACCUUUGCAGAGGGACAUAUUAGAGGAGAUGUCCUGCUUGACCUCAGCUCUGGUCCUGUGGUUCAUCAUCUAUAUUCAGCCUGUGAGUUUUUCCAACACAUCAUAGUCCUGAAGGCCAGUGACAGAUGUAUCAUGGAGUUGAAGAGAUGGCUGGACUCACGGACAGGAGCAUUCAAUUGGGGACAUGCCACAAAACUACAUUUAGAAAAAGAAGAUAAAAGUGACCUGUUACAAGACAAAGAAGGAAAAGUGAGAUCAGUCGUUCAACAUGUGAUGAAAUGUCACCCUGAGAAAGAAAAUAUGACGGAUCCGAUAGUCUUACCGCCAGCAGAUUGUAUCAUCAGCGUUUUGCUCCUAGAUGUUAUCUGCAAAGACCAAGAUGAUUAUAUCAGAUAUCUCAGGAAGUUCUCAGGGAUGCUGAAACCUGGAGGACGUCUCUUAUUAUUUGGGUUUUUAGGUAUUACAUAUUACACUGUUGGGAAAGACAAGCUCCAUGCUUUCACAUAUGAUGAGGAUUUUGCCAGGAAAGCUCUAGUUGGAGAAGGAUUUGUUAUAGAUAAAUGUGUGGUUAAGAAGAGAACAAAUGUGAGUGACCUUAUUGACUAUAAGGCCAUCAUGUUUAUUGUAGCUCAUAAGGAGAAGUAG